GCCUUCUUACUGGACGAAACGGCUGAGACCCUCUGCUGUGCCGUCUGAGGCUCUCCAUCCAAAGUCACCAAACUGAUGUCAACACUCUUCUACUAGAUCACCUGGAGAAGGAUAGUUCCCCAGGCCAGUUCCCCCAUCUUGUGCACUCUUGGAGCCCUCAUGGUUCAUGAAAGGGGACAGAGAAGCCCGACACCUCUGACGUACUUCAGAAGUGAGGGAACAGGGAACUCCAUAGGACAGGAAGAGCCACAAACUCCUUCACACAUCCCAAGCCUGCAGAGACCAGUGGGGACUCCAGGAAAAGAUCCAAAGCCUAUGUAUUUUCAGAGCAAGGGUGUGUUGGGCUCCAGCAUGAUACUGAACUGGCUUCUGCCUUUGCCAGCUUAUUCCUCCUUUUGAAAACAAGGCAUGUUUCAGAAUCCAUGAGUUGUCAGGGAGGGAGAGGGUAGACCCCUCAUAACAUCCCACUCAGAGCAUUCACAGGCCUUUUGAUACCAAAAUUGUCGGUGCUUCAGGGAAUGCCCAAAAUGACUUAUAAAUCAUCUCAUAAAAGGCAAGGAGAAUGAAGCAGGAAGACUAACUUAGGCUUAAAAGCAUCACAGAUAAAGAAAUUCUGUAAACUUAGUAUAUAUGCACUAGCUUCCUAGCAGCUAAGGAGUAAAAAAAAAAAGGCAGAUCAAAAAAAAAAAAAAAUACAGGAGAAGCAAUUAGAAAACCUGUCAUGGAAGGGGACUUCAAUUUAUAAAGCACUCAGGUUUAUCUCAGCCUCUCCCUAACACAGACCAGACCUCCAAAGCUGAGGAUAAUCGAAGCUAAUGGACAAGUGAUGAAUGAAAGGGGAUGAAUCAUAACUGAAAAGAUGGAAUAGCAGUUGGAGACUCCAAAGCCCUUUGGAAAGAAAAACACAAGGGUUACUUUGUAUCCGAAAAAUGAGAUGGAUUAUGGAGCUGUCCUCGGUCCUGAUGAAGAAAAGGAAGCUUUCUAAGAGUCAUUUUUGGAGAAAUCAAGAUCAAGAUCAGGAAGAUGUCUCAGAAGAGCAUGCCCUGUAACUGAUGCAGAGGGAAAACAUAGCCAAUGUGGAAAAUUUAUUGUAAAGCUAAUUACUGAGAGAAGAAAGUAUCUCUCUGCCCUUGCCCAAGAGGAGUGAGUUCUGGACACUGGAAUGGCUCCCAUGCUCCUGACAGCCAGGUCUCCCCAGGAGCCGGUGACCUUCCAGGAUGUGGCGGUGGUCUUCACGCAAGAGCAGUGGGCUUGCCUGGAACCUUCUCAGAAGGAGCUGUACCGGGAUGUGAUGCUGGAGACCUAUGAGAACCUGCUCUGCCUGGGACUGGCCGUGUGUAAGCCACGGGUGAUCCACCAGCUGGAGCAAGGGGAGGCUCCUUGGACGCCAGAGAGGAGAGUCCUGGGCAGCGGCCGUCCAGAUUGGAACAGUAUACCUGAAACCAAGGAGUCAGCUUCCAAACUAGGCAUAUCAUGGGAGAAUUUUUCUCAAAAUAAACUUACAAAGGAACAUUUCUCUAUAUCCAGCUUGAAAGAAGCUUGGGCAUGUGGUGGAAAAUUAGGGAAGCAACAGAGCAUUGAGGAGAACAUUUCUAAACAAGUAAAAAUCACUCAAAAGAAAACUUACAGUGAGGUAAGAAGCCAUGAAAGUAAUAAGUAUAACCGAAGCGUCAGUUUGGAACCAAAAGAUUUUGCUCCACAGAGAAUUUUCUUAGGAAAGGAUUUUCUCAGAUGUGAUUCUGACAGAAAGAACUUUUUUCUAUCUUCAGAACCAAGAAAGUGUCAUAGAACUUGCUCUAAGGAGAUAGAGUCUAGGUAUAGUGAAUGUGAUAAGUCCUUCACUUCUCACUCAGAUUUUAUUGCAUAUCAUAGAUUUUAUCCUACAGAGAAACAUGAUUAUUCUAAUGAAUAUGAGAAAGCUAUUAAUUUCAGCCCAUUUAUUAAUUCCCAUCAGAAUAUUGAUAUUGAAGAGAAUGCUCUUAAUUAUAUUAAAUUUGAGAAAGCUGCCAUCCAAAAUGUACAAUUAAUUGAACAUCAGAGAAUUCAUACUGGAGAGACACCUGAAUAUAGUAAAUAUGGGGAGCUUUUCAACCAUGGUUCAUCCCUUGCUUCCCAUCAGAGGAUUCACACUGAAAAAAAAUCUAACCAUUGUUUGAAGUCCUUCCUUCAGAGUUCACAGCUUUCUCCUCACCAGCAAAUUUAUACUGAAAAGAAGCCUCACGAAUGUAAUCAAUGUGGGAAGGCCUUCCAUCGGAAAGGACAGCUUACUCAGCACCAGAAAAUUCAUACUGGAGAGAAACCUUUUGAGUGUAAUGACUGUGGAAAGCCUUUCCGCCUGAGGGAACACCUUACCCGACAUCAGAGGAUCCAUACUGGAGAGAAACCUUAUGAAUGCAAUGAAUGUGGGAAGGCAUUCCACCUGAGGGAACUCCUUACUCUCCAUCAGACUAUUCAUACUGGAGAGAAACCUCAUAAAUGUGUUGAAUGUGGAAAAGCCUUCAGUCAGAGAGGACAUCUUAAUCUACAUCAGAGAAUUCAUACUGGAGAAAAACCGUAUAAAUGUAAUGAUUGCGGGAAACUCUUUCGUCUGAAAGAACACCUUACUCGACAUCAGAGAAUUCAUACUGGAGAAAAACCUUAUGAAUGUAAUGAAUGUGGGAAGUUUUUCAGACGAAGAGGACUUCUUACUCGGCAUCAGAUUAUUCACACUGGAGAAAAACCUUACAAAUGUAAUGAAUGUGGUAAAGCCUUUAGCUUGAGAGAAUCAUUUACUCGACAUCAAACUAUUCAUACUGGAGAGAAACCUUAUGAAUGCAAUGAAUGUGGGAAGGUCUUUAGCCUGAGAGGAUCAUUUACUCGACAUCAAAGUAUUCAUACUGGAGAGAAACCAUAUGAAUGCAAUGAAUGUGGAAAAGCUUUCCAUCUGAGUACAGAACUUACUCGACAUCAGAGAAUUCAUAGUGGAGAAAAACCUUAUGAAUGUAACAAAUGUGGAAAGUCCUUUCACGUGAGCACAGAGCUUACCAGACAUCAGAGGAUUCAUACUGGAGAGAAGCCUUAUGAGUGUAAUGAAUGUGGAAAGGCCUUCCACCUGAGAGAAUACCUUACUCGACAUCAGAGGAUUCAUACUGGAGAAAAACCUUAUGAAUGCAGUGACUGUGGAAAGGCUUUCCGUCUAAGAGAACACCUUACUCGUCAUCAGAGGAUCCAUACUGGAGAGAAACCUUAUGAAUGCAAUCAAUGUGGGAAGGCCUUCCACUUAAAAGAACUCCUUACUCUCCACUGGAGUAUUCAUACUGGAGAGAAACCUCAUAAAUGUAAUGAAUGUGGGAAGGCUUUUAGCCAGAGAGGACACCUUACUGUACAUCAGAGGAUUCACACUGGAGAGAAACCUUAUGAAUGUAAUGAAUGUGGAAAGGCCUUCCAUGCAAGAGAACUGCUUACUCUCCAUCAUAGUAUUCAUACUGGAGAAACACCUUACAAAUGUAAUGAAUGUGGGAAGUUCUUCAGCCAGAGAGGACACCUUACAGGACAUCAGAGAAUUCACACUGGAGAAAAACCUUAUGAAUGUAAUGACUGUGGGAAAGUUUUUCGUCUAAAAGAACACCUUACUCAGCAUCAUAGGAUCCAUACUGGAGAGAAGCCUCAUAAAUGUAAUGAAUGUGGAAAGGCCUUCAGCCGGAGAGAACACCUUACUAGACAUCAGACAAUUCAUACUGGAGAGAAACCUUAUGAGUGUAAUGAAUGUGGGAAGGCCUUUAGCCUGAGAGGAUCACUUACUCGACAUCAGAGUAACAAAUGUCAUCCCAUAUUUGGAAAUUAAGCUAAGAUUUUGUAGGACCUGAUUGUGGACAACUACAAAAUUCUGAGAAGUAAAUUAAAGAACUAAAUAAUUGGAUGGAAUUCAGUGUUCAUAAUUUUUUUCCUAGCAUAAUGAAACAAAUAUUUCUUAAAAUAAUUUACAAGUUUCAUAUAAUAUUCCUCAAAGUACCAAAAAAAUUUUUAGCUGUUCAAAUCUUUUGACUGGGCAUGUGCCAAGAUCAUUAGAAAAAAUAGUAAUCCCUUGUUCUUGUUCAAUCAUUUUAGU
Molecule: messenger RNA, 4087 nt
Organism: Sarcophilus harrisii (Tasmanian devil)
Lineage: Eukaryota; Metazoa; Chordata; Mammalia; Dasyuromorphia; Dasyuridae
Product: zinc finger protein 420-like
Exons: 7
Coding region: 1163-3823 (886 amino acids)
Biological process (GO): regulation of DNA-templated transcription
Molecular function (GO): DNA-binding transcription factor activity, RNA polymerase II-specific; RNA polymerase II cis-regulatory region sequence-specific DNA binding
Source: RefSeq, a predicted model, not a curated record